This is a messenger RNA of Aspergillus calidoustus, 714 nucleotides long. Lineage: Eukaryota; Fungi; Ascomycota; Eurotiomycetes; Eurotiales; Aspergillaceae. The record is from the annotation of a GenBank genome assembly.
AUGGCUGCCGCUCGUAUGUACAACAGACUCGCGACCACCAACGACGCCACUGAACUCGAGCAGAUCCGCCAGACAAUCCACUCUGAACCCAACGCACUAGCCUGUUUCCUCGAAAUCAUAAGGCGGGCUGGUCAAAGGGGGAACGUUGAAUGCUACACUUUUAGCGCCCCCGAGGUCUUCACCUUCCCACUAAACGCCGACGCCUGCACGGUGAUCCUCGACGUCCUCGAAAGCGCCAUCCGGGCCCGCUACCAGUGGCUCAUGCUUGAUCUGCUCGAACGAGCUCUGCAAGCCCUUACCGGUCCGCAUCUUAGGUACGUGCUCAAGUUCUCCCUCAUAGCGGCCAUCCGGAAAGAGAAUGGUGCGUUCGUGGAGCGCACCCUCAAGGCGGAUUUUGACGCCACGAUUCUGAUUGACUGUCUAGUGGAAGCGAGCUGUGAUAUGAAAAUGGACUUUGUGGUUCCCAUGGCCAAAUACAUCCAGGCUUCGUUUGAGCGGGAUCUCAAGAUGGACCCCCCGCCCCCCGACACGCAGGCUAAAAUCAACGAGACGGCGUAUCACCUGGAUGAGAUCUUUCGCAGAAACGCCGCCGCCGGUGUGGAGGCUCUUCCAAUAACUCAUGCUCUGCUUCCGCUGUAUGCUACGUGCCAACGAACUGGAAUGCUAUUGGGCGCGGGUGGCGGAGAUCUUCCACUCUCUGGUGUUCGAGAGUGA